GGUCAUGACGCGUCAACAAUCAACAUAAACUUGACUUCUUGUUUCCUUUUUGUAACUUUGCUAUAUUCACAUUAAAUACUGCACUGCAGCCUUAUACAGAAAUUCAGAAAAUCAAACAAUGUCAUCUAGCUCAGCAAACCCAAUCGAUCAAGAUCCCAAAGCAAAAGCCUUGAACAGCUACAAAAGAAGACUUUUGGAACAUCGAGAAUUAGAUGCUAAACUCAAAGAAAUGCGUCUUGGACUACGAACUCUUGACAAGGAGUUUGAUAAGUCAGAAGACGACAUUAAGGCCUUACAAAGCGUUGGUCAAGUCAUUGGAGAAGUUUUGAAACAAUUGGAUGAUGAACGCUUCAUUGUCAAAAACACAAGUGGUCCUCGUUAUGUCGUAGGAUGUCGCAAUACUGUUGAUAAAGAAAAAUUAAAGCAAGGUGCUCGCGUGGCACUGGAUAUGACUACUCUUACAAUUAUGCGUAUUCUACCACGUGAAGUUGAUCCCUUAGUAUAUAACAUGUCAAUGGAAGAUCCUGGUGACAUCAGUUUCGCUGGUAUUGGUGGUCUUUCAGAACAAAUCAGAGAACUCAGAGAGGUUAUUGAAUUACCUUUGAUGAAUCCCGAAUUAUUCUUACGAGUGGGUGUCAAGCCACCAAAGGGUGUUUUAUUAUACGGUCCACCAGGCACAGGAAAGACGUUAUUAGCGAAAGCAGUAGCAAGCACAUUACAAGUUAAUUUCUUAAAAGUUGUAUCCAGUGCAAUUGUUGAUAAAUAUAUUGGUGAAAGUGCAAGGUUGAUCAGAGAAAUGUUUGGAUACGCAAAAGAGCAUGAACCGUGUAUUAUUUUCAUGGAUGAAAUUGAUGCUAUCGGUGGCCGUCGUUUCUCAGAAGGUACCUCUGCCGAUCGUGAAAUUCAACGUACUCUAAUGGAAUUGUUGAAUCAAAUGGAUGGUUUCGAUUAUCUCGGUCAAACAAAAUUGAUUAUGGCUACAAAUCGUCCUGAUACAUUAGAUCCUGCUUUAUUAAGACCUGGACGUCUUGACCGUAAAAUCGAAAUUCCUUUACCUAAUGAACAAGGUAGACUGGAAAUUUUGAAGAUUCAUGCAGGCAACAUUACAAAACAUGGUGAUAUAGAUUAUGAAGCUAUCGUUAAACUCUCAGAUGGUUUUAACGGUGCUGAUUUAAGAAAUGUUUGUACAGAAGCUGGUAUGUUUGCAAUCAGAGAAGAACGUGAUUACUGUAUUCAGGAAGAUUUCAUGAAAGCAGUGAGAAAAUUGCAAGAUGCGAAGAAACUGGAAACAAAGUUAGACUACGAGAAGAUUUAAUUGCAGUGUCAUUAUAUUAUAUAAUAAAAAAAAGGGAACAAAGGCA
Molecule: messenger RNA, 1361 nt
Organism: Mycotypha africana
Lineage: Eukaryota; Fungi; Mucoromycota; Mucoromycetes; Mucorales; Mycotyphaceae
Product: 26S protease regulatory subunit 10B
Exons: 4
Coding region: 119-1315 (398 amino acids)
Biological process (GO): positive regulation of RNA polymerase II transcription preinitiation complex assembly
Cellular component (GO): proteasome regulatory particle, base subcomplex; cytosolic proteasome complex
Molecular function (GO): proteasome-activating activity; ATP binding; ATP hydrolysis activity
Source: RefSeq, a predicted model, not a curated record